Molecule: messenger RNA, 1137 nt
Organism: Linepithema humile (Argentine ant)
Lineage: Eukaryota; Metazoa; Arthropoda; Insecta; Hymenoptera; Formicidae
Source: RefSeq, a predicted model, not a curated record
ACGAACACAAUGUCAUCAAGUAUUAUAACCAAACAGAAUCUGUGGAAAUAUUAUGUGAAACUGUCGGAUUUUAAAGCACAGUGCAUGUUUUGCGAAAAGAAAUACUAUUACGUAAUGGCUAUAAACUUCCAAACGCAUAUAACAAUACAUCAUAAAAAAAUUUGGAAAUGCGAAGAAGAGAGAAAACUAAUAAAAAAAGGGCCGUGGAUGUAUUUCAAGUAUUUAAACGAAUUAUAUUCACGAUGUAUUAUCUGUGAUGUAAAUGUUCUGUCUACAUCUGUAGAAAAUCAUUUAAAUACGCAUUCUGAAAAACAACGGAAGAAUCGUAAAUAUCGCAAUUGGCUAUGGAAAUAUUGUCGAAAAAGAAAGGAUUUUCUAGUGGAGUGUGAUAUUUGUCAUAAAAACUUAUCUCUUUCUAUUCAAAGACAGCUGAGUUAUCAUAUAAAAGUGCAACAUUUGGAUGAAUUGAAAAAUACGCAAGAAAUACACGACACAGUUGCUUCGUCAAAAUGCGUUUCGUUACUUGAAACGGACAUAAUGUCUACGACACAGAAUAUUGCAACUAAAAAUUAUCUGUGGGCAUAUUAUAUAAAACUAUCGGAUUAUAAAGCUCAGUGCAUGUUUUGCAAAAAGGAAUACUAUUAUAUAAUUGCUACAAACUUUAAAACGCAUAUAACAAGACACCAUAAAAAAAUUUGGAAAUACGAAGAAGAGAGAAAACUAUUAGCAAAAGAGUGGAUGUGUUUCAAGUAUUCAAACCAAUCAUAUUCACGAUGUAUUAUCUGCGAUACAAAUGUUCCGUCUACAUUUGAAUCUAUAAGAAAUCAUUUAAAUUUGCAUUCUGAGGAACAAUGGAUGGAUCGUACAUAUCGUAGUUGGCUAUGGAAAUAUUGUACGAAAAGAGAUAAUUUUGAGGGUCUCCUCGUGCUUGCCAAAAUUCCUCUUUUUUUUCGACGUACAUCCAGCCGUGUCCGUAUUAGGAAACCUGUAGCCAUUGUGCCUGGCUCUCUCAAACGACGAACGAUGGGAAACGAUGACGACGAGGACAACAACGAUCGCCUCACCGCCGUCUCUUUCUGCCACGUCCUCUUCCCUCCAAUUGAUAAUAAUUGCGAAAACAACCUACAAAAGAGGUGA